Molecule: messenger RNA, 3653 nt
Organism: Syngnathoides biaculeatus (alligator pipefish)
Lineage: Eukaryota; Metazoa; Chordata; Actinopteri; Syngnathiformes; Syngnathidae
Product: exostosin-1
Exons: 16
Coding region: 1154-3481 (775 amino acids)
Cellular component (GO): membrane
Molecular function (GO): glycosyltransferase activity
Source: RefSeq, a predicted model, not a curated record
AACAGUGAGGCCAACGCUUUACCAGCUGUGCCGCCCCUAACAUCAUGCUUUUGGAAAAAUAAUUUCAAUGCAUGUCAUCUUCGAUAUUUUGGUGUGUAUUCAUUUACUUGUAUUUCUUUUAUUUACAGUUGUGUGUAUUUAUAAAAUAGGUAUGAAGCAAAAAUUUUGAAAUUAAUAUACUUUUACAAGUUGUUUUCUUUUAAAUAUAAGUUUUACAAGUUGAACAAAAACACAUACACACAAAAAAAAUUGCGUUUUUUCACGUCUAUGACAAAAAACUUUGAAUCCUGAAUUCCCAGGACACGUGAACGCACCUGAUGGGUGAGGCCAGGUGGUCGCCCUUUUCCGAGUAAAAAAACAAAAAACAAACAAAAAAAAAGUCCACCUUGAUGGCGGCGUCGUCGUCGUUUGAAAGGAGCCACUAAACCUACAAAAAGGCACCCGGAAAAAAAAGGUCGUCCGUUUGGCCCACGCGCUUGUCUCGGGCAUGGAAGCGUCCGAGCGGGCGUCGUCGUGGUCGGUGCAGGAUGUGCUGGAGUGGAUCCAAAAGUGCCAUCCCGGCCUGGUGGACGUUCUCCAGAAGGCCGUCGUGAAACACGCCAUCGCAGGUUUGUCUUUUCUAGCAAAUUCUAACGAGCAUAAUAAUCGGCGCGGUGCAGGUCGCGCGCUGCUGAGGCUGCGAGAACGUCACCUGCACCUUCUCGGAGUCGACGCGGAGGAGCAACGGCAGGAGAUGCUGCAGGAUCUCCUCCUCCUCAGAGUGCAGGAGGAGGUGGGAGAACUCGACGACAUUUGCUCAGAAUGUUUCCCGGCCUGACAGAUGAGCUGAGAUGAUUUUUUUUUUUUUUUUUUUUUUUAAAUUCUGCGGCCCCCACCGUUCCAUCCAUUUUUCCAUCCUGUCACCCGUCGGCUGACGAGGUGGGAGUGACGGACAUCUUAGCGGGAGAGAAAGAAUCCGCGAUGAGGGAUAGAAAGUCAUCUCCUGCGUGAACCUGACUCCAAAUCCCAGAAUGCCAUGGUGCGGCGAGGGCGGCAUCCCAGUGGGUCCACCUGACCUGAUCUUACCUCCCCUCCUCCGCUCCCUAUCCUCAUAAGAUCCAAUCCGACCCCACCCUCCUCCGCCGCCUCUUCUCCCCCCUCCCCCACAGCACACAUGCAGGCCAAGAAGCGGUACCUGCUCGUGUCUGUGGGGGUUGCGCUUCUCUUCCUGGUCUACAUGUGGGCUCUGCAAAUCGCCAACUUUGAGCAGCAACAGCACCAGCGCUGGUACCGCCGCCGCCAGUUGCCCCAGUACCCCGACUACUACCGGGACCGACCGUACAGCCGGAGACAGGAAGCGGACCCGGCCGGGCCCGGGCCGGCGCCUCACGGGGGCCCGUCCAAGCGACCCGGGGGCUGGACCGAGUUGACCCGGCUGCUGGAGCCUUACCUGGAGGGUGGGGAGCAGGAGGAGGACGGUCCUCAGGUCCACCACCAGCACAGCUCGCCCAGAGAACGGCGCUCGGUCCGCGACAACCUCUACAAGAACAAACGCUGCCGGAUGGAAACCUGCUUCGACUUCGCCCGCUGUCAGUCGGACUUCGGCGUCUACGUCUACCCGUCGCAGAGGGGCGACGAGGUCUCCGCCACCUACCGCAAGAUUUUGUCCUCCAUCCAGGAGUCUCGCUUCCACACGGCGAACCCCCUGCAGGCCUGCCUGUUCGUCCUGGCGGUGGACACCUUGGACAGGGACCGUCUGUCGACCCAGUUUGUCCAGAACGCCAGGACGCGCAUCCAGAGUUUGCCCACGUGGAACGACGGCAGGAACCACUUGAUUUUUAACCUCUACUCAGGGACCUGGCCGGACUACACGGAAGAUCUGGGCUUCGAAGUGGGCCAGGCCAUACUGGCCAAGGCCAGCGCCGACGUGGCCAACUUCCGACCCAACUUUGACAUUUCCAUCCCCUUGUUCUCCAAAGAACACCCGCUCAAAGCGGGGGGCCGGGACGCGCCACCCUCCCCCUCCCCCUCCCCCUCCAGGCGCUACCUGCUGGUCUUCAAAGGGAAGCGCUACCUGACGGGGAUCGGCUCCGAGACCCGGAACGCUUUGUACCACAUCCACAACGGGGACGACGUCGUCCUGCUGACCACCUGCAAGCACGGCAGGGACUGGGAGAAGCACAAAGACUCCCGCUGCGAUCACGACAACCAAGAAUACGCAAAGUUUGACUACCAGGAGUUGCUGCACAACUCCACCUUCUGCCUGGUGCCACGGGGCCGACGCCUCGGCUCCUUCCGCUUCCUGGAGGCGUUGCAGGCGGCGUGCAUUCCCGUCAUCCUGAGCAACGGCUGGGAGCUUCCCUUCUCCGAGGUCAUCGACUGGAGGAAGGCGGCGGUGAUCGGCGACGAGAGGCUGUUGUUGCAGGUCCCGUCCGUGACUCGCUCGGUAGGCCGUGACAGGAUCCUGGUUCUCCGCCAGCAGAGUCAGUUUCUGUGGGACUCGUACUUCUCGUCCGUAGCCAAGAUCGUCCUCACCACUCUGGAGAUAAUCCGGGACCGCGUGGACUCCGUCGUGUCCCGAAACCGUCUGAUGUGGAACUCCCUGCCCGGUGGUCUCUAUGCACUCCCUCAGUACUCCACUGACCCCGCACGCUUCCCCUUUUACUACGCCAUGUUGGGUAAGAGCCCCCCGCCGACGUUCACCGGCGUGAUCCACAUGCUGAGUCCGCUGCAGCCGCAGCCGUCGCCCGCGCUCAAGCUCAUCAUCGCCGUGGCCAAGUCCAAGUUCUGCGCGCAGAUUGUGGUUCUGUGGAACAGCGACAAGCCUUUACCCCCCAGGAGCAAGUGGCCCUCCACCAGUGUGCCUCUCACCGUCAUCCAAGGACACGGCAAGUCGAUGAGUAGUCGUUUUUACCCGCACGACGUCAUCGGCACCGACGCCAUCCUCAGUCUGGACGAAGACGCGGUUCUCUCCACCAAUGAGGUGGAUUUCGCCUUCAUCGUGUGGCAAAGUUUCCCGGAGCGGAUCGUGGGUUACCCCGCCCGGAGCCACUACUGGGACAGCUCGCGGUCCUGCUGGGGCUACACCUCCAAGUGGACCAACGACUACUCCAUGGUGCUGACCGGGGCCGCGUUCUACCACAGGUACUACCACUACCUGUUCAGCAGCUACGUGCCCGGCAACCUGCUGAGCGCGGUGGACCGCAUGGCCAACUGCGAGGACAUCCUGAUGAACUUCCUGGUUUCGGCCGUCACCGGCCGGGCCCCCGUCAAGGUCACGCAGAAGAAGCAGUACAAGGAGACCAUGAUGAGCCAGGGCUCCAAGGCGUCCCGCUGGGCCGACCCGGACCACUUCGCCGAGCGUCAGACGUGCGUCAACGCCUUCGCCCGCUGGCUGGGCUUCAUGCCCCUGCUGCACUCGCAGAUGAGACUGGACCCGCUCCUGUUCCGAGACCAGGUGUCCAUGCUGCGCAAGAAGUACCGCGACAUCGAGAGGCUGUGAACGCACCGCGGCCGCCGGCGACCCGGCUCGACCUGCCCCACCCCCGCCAACCCUUCCGGACCUUUAGACACGUAACGGAUGCAAAAGGUACGCUCACGCUCACAAAGGAACGCGCGGCGGCGACGUGGGCUCCGUGAACAGAACCUUUCCUGGCGGUAUCUUAUCGACGAAA